Dermacentor andersoni is the source of this 1899-nucleotide messenger RNA. Its product is annotated as sodium-dependent multivitamin transporter-like. The record is from RefSeq and is a predicted model, not a curated record. Lineage: Eukaryota; Metazoa; Arthropoda; Arachnida; Ixodida; Ixodidae. Gene Ontology annotation, biological process: sodium ion transport. Gene Ontology annotation, molecular function: symporter activity.
UUCGUCACUGAUCAACUCUCAAUCAGCAAUCAUUUACGUCGAUAUCGCAGCCCGAUACUUUAACGUGGACGAGAAGCACUCGGCUGCAGUCACAAAAGGAAUAGCUCUCGUCGUCGGUGCAAUCAUGACAGCGUAUGCCAUAGCAGCACCUCACUUGGGAUCAGCGGCAAAGAUAAUCAUGGUGUUCUACAACAGCGCAACAGGACCUUUCGUCGGCCUCUUUUUUAUGGCGGUUGUCUUUCCUUGGGCUAACGGCAUUGGCGCCGCAGUUGCGACAGCUUUGCUGAGCUGCUUGACAUUGUGGCAAGCAAUCGGGAAAACAUUGAGCGGUGUGCGCUUUCCCAAGAUGCCCGUCACGACCGAACUUUGUCCAGCCAACCUGACGCUGCCUGGUGUUCCCGUCAGUGAAGAGAGCAGCGUGAUCCUGGAUGAUCUGUUUCCCCUCUACAAAUUUUCAUCAUAUUGGAGUGGCUUUCUCAGUGCGGCUCUUACAAUAAUCCUUGGCUUGACAUUGAGCCUACUAACAGGUGGUCGCAAGCAGUACAGCCAGAAUAUACCACUGACAUCGAGCUUAUUUCUCACUUUGUGGAGGAAACUUGGACUGAUCAACGAGACCGAGUCGGUAUGCCAACCAACCACUUCUUUUCUGAAAAACACUGCCUGCCACGUGCCUCCACAGGAAGAUUCUUCGACGGCUGUUUAAACUUAAUUUUCCAUUACCUGCCGUGCUUUGAAGAAGCUGUAUAUGCCAUCAAAAACAGAAGAAGGAGAAGAAGAAAAAGAAGCGUUUUUGUAGUGACUUACCCGUUGUGAAGUAUGAGAAGAUAUGUGAAACUGCUCGGCGUGGUUAAAAAAAUGGCGUAGUUGGGGACUCAGGGGUAAUUUUGACCACCUGGGGCGCUCUUUAACAUGCACCCAACGUACGGGCGUUUUUUUGCAUUCCCCCCCCCCCCCCCCCCCAUAUCCAGCUUUUCUGGAUGGAUAGAUGGAUGGAUGUUAUGAGCGUCCCCUUUGGAGCGUCCCCUUUGUGGGUUGCGCCACCAAGCUCUUGCUAUUAUACGGCCUAGUGUCCUACCUAGGUUAAAAAAAAAAAAAAAAAAAUGAAAAACCCACUAUGAACUCCCACAACCAAAAUUUCUGACCCCUUUGGCGACGCCUGUUUCUCGAACCUCGACCGGCGUUAUUAUUGGGUAGCGUGGCGUUGUCGGCGGGCUGCGGGUGUCCGUUAGACCAUGGUGACCAGGCAUGGACGAGACUAUUUCUAGUGCGAAACUUGCACUGUUUAUUCAUUGGUUGGUGAAGGAUAAGAAGAAGAGAAUAAAUGAAUAAAAGAGUACAUUGUGGGGCCCCUUAAAUAAACCCGCUAACAUCGUAGGCGCGAUCUUGCUCACGUCAACGUCACGUGACAGGGACUGUGUCUGGUUGUGGAUGGGUGGCUGAUCCCUUCUCCCAGGUGACGUUUGUACGAGCUUGCCUCCUCUGGCGGCAACCCGCGCGACCUGUUUGGUUCGCGGAAAGGGUAUCCCCUAGAGUUGGACUGUUCGCGGAAACGGUGCUCCCCUGGAGUCGCACAGUUUGUGAAAAGGGUUGUCCCCUAGAGUCGCACACACAAAGGGGCCUGUCAUCACUGCAGGGCGCCUGCCAGACCGGCAACCACUCGAGACAACCAUAGCAAAUUAUGAAACCAUCCUUCGUUUCGAUUAGGCAUGGUCUUUGAACCUCCUUUUUGUGCGGGGUGUUAGACGCCAACCGUAACACUCCCUAUUGGGAACUUUGUUUUUGGACGUCUCCGUUUUUCGUCGUUUCCCUACUCUUCUUUCACCAAUCUUCCAAUCGUCUCUUACUGGACACGUACCAACUAGCGCCCAAGCGGUCCCGGCACUUAGCUAGAGCGUUUUC